AUGAGCAAUGCUGAGAUAAUUUGUUCUACAAAUCUUAUAAUUCUUCUAGAGGAUGAAAUCUUUGCUGAUUUUUUCAACACAUUUCUUUCUCUCCUAGUCUUUUGUCAGACACCAUUUUACACUCUCGAAAAUUCAUAGUGGAGCUUGUGGCCAGAAAUACCCCAUGACUUGAUUGCAAAGUACAAAGGAUUAGUGACCUGGUUGGAAAAAUACCGGUUACCUUUCUUCUGUAAAACCGACUUGUGUUUCCAUUACAUUCUCUGUCAGGAGUUCCUCACUUUCGUUAAGUCCCCAGAAGGAGGUGAAGAGCUGGUGGAUUUCUGGAUUCUUGCUGAGAAGAUACUGAGCAUAGAUGAGAUGGACCUGGAAGUGAGAGACCACUACCUGUCCCUCCUCUUCAUGCUGAAGGCCACCCAUCUGCAGGAAAGCUCGCGGGUGGUGACUCUCUGCAACGUGAACAUCAACGCCCUUCUGAACCUUUCCAUCUGGCAUCCCAACCAGUCAACCACCAGGAGGGAAAUCCUGAGCCACACGCAAAAAGUGGCUCUGUUCAAACUCCAGAGCUAUUGGCUCCCAAACUUUUACACCCACGCUAAGACGAUCAUGGCCAAGGAGGAAUCGUGCCAGGCUCUGAUGCAAGAAUACGAGACUCGCCUGUACAGUAUCUGCUAUACCCACGUAGGAGGGCUCCCUCUGAGUAUGAGCGUCAAGAAGGGCCACCACCCCCAGAAGCGGUACUCGAGCAGGAAGGCCAAGAGGAAGAUGUGGCAGUUGAUCGACCAUGGCUCUUGGUCUCUGGAAGUGGAUACCAAUCCAGAUACCAACACUUUGCUCCCCCAGGAGCUGUUUCCUCAAGGCAAGUUGGUUAUACAAAUGCCUUCCCUGAAAGAGACCUCUUCAAAGGAGAGAAUCAUCGGUUCCCAGGAAAAGGAUAUUCUCUGUGCCAAGAAGUCCAACGUGAAGAACAAAGCCGAGAGCCACCUCCACAUGGAGGGCCUCUUUGAGACAUCAUUCUUUACCCACCUGAGGACUGUCACCCCCAUCAUCAAUUACUCCCCCCACAUGAUAAUCAAGAAGGCUGUGAAGCAAAACCUCUCCUUGGGGUACACCCACUGGGCCUUGUGUGCUGAUGCCUGUGCAGGGAGUCCCUUCCGGGACUACCUGAAGAAGCAAAAUUUGAAAGUGGAGGUCCAACUCCUGGACCUCUGGCAGGACCUGCACCAUUUCCUCAGUGUCCUGAUGAGUAACAGGAAGACUGGGAAAGCCAUCUUUCGGCACAUGCUGGGCAACCAGAUCUGUGAGCUCUACCUGAAUGAGCAGAUUGGUCUACGCCUACCACUAAAAUCCCAAACCAUCAAAGGCCUGAAGAAGCUGCUGCCAUCUGGGGAUGUGAACCUCUGGAUUCCCAGAGCCCAGAAGGAGAUCUGCAAUAUGCUUAGCCGCUGGUAUGCUGAAUUCCUGGAUGAAGAGGACUACUGGUUUCUCAUUUUUAUAACUCAGAGCAGGCUCACGAGAACCAGGUGGCAUAAAAGAGAAUCUAUAAGCAAAGAAGCGACCAUUCUUCCUUAUAAGAGAUUUGAGGAAUCUCUGGAGUUAAGCCAGGGUUUGGCUAACAUGGAAGAAAUGGAAUCUAUGCAGUGGCAAAAGAUAGCUACUGAGGAUUUGAAGCAAGGUGGGGCUCUCUGGCUAGAAAGGAAGUCUCCAGUGUCUCUGGCAAACAUAGAGAAAAUGUCCUUUGAGGAACUCUGCUGUAAGUAUCCAAAGGUGGCCAUAGAGAAGACCAGUGAUGACUACAAAAUAUAUUGUGAAAAAGGACCUCAAAUAGCCUCUUGGCAUAAGAAACUUGAAGUGAUUGAGCUCUUACUGUGUCCCUAG
Messenger RNA from Eubalaena glacialis (North Atlantic right whale), 1875 nucleotides. RefSeq names its product regulator of G-protein signaling protein-like. The transcript has 10 exons. NCBI's taxonomy places the organism in Eukaryota, Metazoa, Chordata, Mammalia, Artiodactyla, Balaenidae. The record is from RefSeq and is a predicted model, not a curated record.